Exophiala mesophila is the source of this 3660-nucleotide messenger RNA. RefSeq lists its product as uncharacterized. Gene Ontology annotation, molecular function: DNA-binding transcription factor activity. The record is from RefSeq and is a predicted model, not a curated record. Gene Ontology annotation, biological process: negative regulation of DNA-templated transcription. The transcript has 2 exons. NCBI's taxonomy places the organism in Eukaryota, Fungi, Ascomycota, Eurotiomycetes, Chaetothyriales, Herpotrichiellaceae. The coding region runs from base 1099 to 1998 and encodes 299 amino acids.
AAGCCAUGGGACCGUAAUCUUCGGGUUUAACACUCGAAGGGUUGUUUUACCGGUCUAAAUCCCCGGUACGCUGUAAACAUGUCAUCAUAGUUUCCGCGAACCAAAGGAACAUUUACCCAUAUGUAUAUGGCGACCUGCCGCAUUUCCACCCAAGACUUCUAUGAUCUCCCUAGCCAGGCAUGCUUAUUCUUGGAACUUACUCACUAAAAGACCAUUUUUCGAUCGAAAGGCUACGUGGAGGUCUAGUCAAGAGAUCUAUAUGCUUGAAGAGUAUGGAUGGAAUACCUGUCCGAUACCGGGAUGGUCUUUUACCCAACUGGAGAGGUCCUCUACACCUAUGAUGAUAGCAUUUGAUGGCAGGUGACAUUCAUUGACCUAACCGCUCAACCUGAAGUACCUUUUCGCACUAUAAAGAGGCCAAGAUCACGGUAGGUCUCUUUUGUAUGUCGAACGAACAUCUGGCAUUGCCUACCUAUGAAGUAUUUCCCAUGAAGAGGCACCCAAAAAUGCGAAUGCGCGGUUACCAUCCAAUGGAGCGGACCCAUCAGUCUCUCCUUUAUUUAGCCUGAGAAUAUCCUUUGCGACAAAGAAUACCACUACGUUGGGUCAUCUUUACAGGUGGAUAUGGCGACGACUCACCUCUGAAACCCUGUGAUUUUCCUUCGAAAUCGGCGAUCGCAAUCGAUCAAAAUGUGUUCACUAGAACUCGGGAGCAAUAUUUCAUAUCAGGCUGACAGAGCCUUGGCCUCGAGCGGCAUACUAUUGCUCAUUGUGCCAUCCAAGACGUUUAAAUCCAUGGAUGAUGCUUCCAUAUACCAGCAGAUACUCCGACGUAGAAUCAAAGUCACGUGAUCAAUAUUGCGCUCUUCUCAGUCAUUCACGUGCCACCCUCGACACUUCGAACUGCGCCAUGACGACCACUCGAAUGGACAUCAGCUUUACACAAGAAUUGCGCUUUCCAUAAUUCCUUUCACUCAUCCAUCACUACUUGCGUAGUGGCUUUUCUCGAUCCGUCAUCUCAUACAUAUCUUUUCGAUUUCACUCCGGUACUUCCGUGAUCGACAAUCCUCGAAUACGCCCGCCUCGUACGUCCUGGCAAUGAACUCCGCCGAAAUAGAAACCCUCGAAAGCGAGGUCAAAGAAUACAAUCUACAGCUUGAGACGGUUCAGCUAAGUCUGCAGACUGAUCCAGACAAUAGCGAACUUCAGAGUCUCAAAGCAGAACUUGAACAAGUUAUAGUCCUUACCGAGUCUAGCAUUGCAGAACUAAGGCCUUCUUCAGUCCCAGCGCCAUCCACACAUAGCCCGCCACAUUCAUCAUCCACACCCCAGGUAAAGGAGAAAUGGUCCAAAGAAAACCACCCUGCGUUUCAAGCAGGAUACCGAAAAGCUGAGCCCGAGCCCGAAGAGACAAAUGCACCAGCCACCUUCGCCGUCAAUGACACUGUCUCAGCAAGAUGGAAGUCCGGUGAUGGUGGAUUCUACACUGCGCGCAUUACAUCCAUCACUGGCUCCUCCAGCAACCCCGUCUACAUCGUCACAUUCAAGAACUACGGCAACUCAGAAACCUUGAAGGCGAAGGAUAUCAAACCACUCGCUUCCGAUACAAGAAAACGCAAGGCCGAUGGCAUCUCAGGGUCUUCGACACCCAUCCCCACUCCCACCAACCCUAAUGUCAUCUCAGCAGCAGCAAGCGUCGACCCUACCCUCGCACAACAAGCCCGUAAGGAGCCCAGCAAGGUGAGCGACGGACCAGCACGACCGGCGAAGAUUCCGCGUAAAGUCAAAGCCAACAAGGAACUGGAAGCUGGCAAGAACAAAUGGCAAGAUUUCGCGGCCAAGGCCAAGGGAGGGAAAUUUGGUGGGAAGAAGGACAGCAUGUUCCGGACAGGCGACGGCGUCAACGCUAGAGUUGGUUUCACAGGCAGCGGACAUGAAAUGCGAAAAGACCCCUCACGAUCACGGCAUAUUUACCAGCAAGGUGAUGGUGAUGCCUAGUAAUAGGCGGCUGGCUGGGAUUCUUCGAGCGCACACAAUUAACACACGUCCCUUUUUUUCUAUCUCCUUUUCAAGCGAGAUUCAUAAUGACAUUUUCCCUCUUCAUCAAUCAAGCCAGAUGCUGACCGUCUGGAAAACAUGCAGAUCUCACCAGGUACAAAGACCCAAUUCGUUCCUUAUGAAGGCGAUAUAUGUGGUCUGUCCUGGCCCGAGAGACCGGCUUUCUUUUUCCCACAUCUCCUCUCGUUAUUUGCACGAUUUGCACAGAGCAAGCUCCACUAUCAUUGUCCCGCUCAAGACAAGUAUUCUCUCCCAUGUGUUUUUUCGGUAUUGAGAUGAUAAUCUAACGCGUCUGCUUCUAUUUUAGAUUGUGCGAGAACAUUCCUAGUCAGGUAAGCAUGUGGUCGUAUUUGUCUAUUUAGCGCAGUGUCUUGCCGUGACCGCCAUCCUAUAUCCAUUAUUCAUUAUUUCUUGCAAUAAUGACAGCAACUCCAAUGUCGCUCUAGUUGUGCGUAAGUGCCUCCGAAGAUGGAGCGCGAGGAGCCCAUUUUGAUCAUCAUGCCGCAUGCCAGCAAUUUACUGUCUUAUGUGUGUACAUCUUGAUGAUUACCUGUUGACUUUUGCUCAUAAUCUUCCUAACACAACCACCAAAUCAAAAUGGGACGAGCUACCACUCUCCAUCUUACUGUCCUUUUUUCUCCGAUGCUAAUUUUGCUUCCUUCGCCUCGUUCUCUCUAUACCAUAAAACCGACCUAGCGAAUCCCUCAUCGAUGGGAACAAGGGGCUUGUAUCCAGUCCGCCGCUGAAGUUUUGUGCAGCUGUAAUAUCGGUUGAUGCAAGCAUACUUGACAGUUUGGCGGUUCAAUUUGCCCUGGCGGCCGGUGAGCCAAUUGAAGGUCUCAGCAGCGGCGCCGACAAACUGGGCCAACUCUGUGGGAACUUGCCAGACCUUAUCAAUGUUGACGGUACGACCGUAGCGAGUCCAGAGAUACCUCGAGGAAUCCCAGAAGUAUGCGGGAGAAUUGUUGGUCACGUUGAAGGCCUCGCCAUCGACUUUCUCAUGCUCCAAGAUAACGGCCUUUCCAUCCAAUCUGCGCUGGACAGUCACCAGGAGGGCUUGAGUCGCACAUAGUAAACCGUAGACGACGUUGUGGACGUAUGUAUUGUCGAAGAGGUUGUUGUUUGCACCUAGUUGCACGUGGAGCUGCCAUGCAGGAGCGACACUGGCUGUCUUUAAUAUCCCACCGGUGAAUCCAGCGAGGUCACCUUCACCAACGAUUCCUGCGGGUCGCACAGCGCAGGUCAACAUAUGGCCAUACUCGGGCUUAUCGUUGGCUUCCAAGACAAUUUGCUCGGCGUGAACUUUGGUCUCGGAAUAGUACUCUCUUGGGUUAGGACACACGUAAGGGUAACUUUCGUCGGCAUUGAUAAGGUCAGAUUCGCCAUCGUGUAUAACGCUGGCGCUGCUCGUGUGGACAAACACUUUGCACCUGGCUCCCCAGUCGCCGUGCUUUCCUCCAGCGACCUCCAGUAGUGUGCGCGUGCCCUCGAUAUUGACCUUGCGGAGGAUUUCAUGGGGAGCCUCCCACGAGGGUGAGGCGGUGUUGAUCACAACAUCUGGCUUCACUUUUCUAAAGACUUCCAGGAGCGCAGAUGGGGAGG